Meriones unguiculatus (Mongolian gerbil) is the source of this 2035-nucleotide messenger RNA. RefSeq names its product coagulation factor II, thrombin (gene F2). Gene Ontology annotation, cellular component: extracellular region. Gene Ontology annotation, biological process: blood coagulation; proteolysis; platelet activation. NCBI's taxonomy places the organism in Eukaryota, Metazoa, Chordata, Mammalia, Rodentia, Muridae. The coding region runs from base 63 to 1916 and encodes 617 amino acids. The record is from RefSeq and is a predicted model, not a curated record. Gene Ontology annotation, molecular function: calcium ion binding; serine-type endopeptidase activity. The transcript has 14 exons.
UGGUUCAACAUUAACCAAGAGAGAGUCACGACAACCCCUCAGAUCCCAGAGCCCGACACACCAUGCCGCACGUCCGAGGCCCGGGCCUACCUGGCUGCUUGGCUCUGGCGGCCCUGGUUAGCCUGGUGCACAGCCAGCAUGUGUUCCUGGCCCCUCAGCAAGCACUGUCGCUGCUCCGUGCCCGGAGAGCCAACACUGGCUUCCUGGAGGAGGUACGAAAAGGCAACCUAGAACGAGAGUGCGUGGAAGAGCAGUGUAACUAUGAGGAGGCCAAAGAAGCCCUGAAGUCUCCCAGCGCCACGGACGUGUUCUGGGGCAAGUACACAGUCUGUUUGUCGGUGAGGAAACUUCGAGAGGCUUUCAUGGACUGUAUGGAAGGUCGCUGUGCUAUGGAUCUGGGUCAGAACUACCGAGGGACCGUGAAUGUCACCUACACCGGGAUCGAGUGCCAGCUGUGGCAGAGCCGCUACCCACACAAGCCUAACGUCAACUCCACCAGCCACCCUGGGGCCAACCUGCGGGAGAACUUCUGUCGCAAUCCAGACAACAGCACCAAGGGACCCUGGUGCUACACUACGGACCCCACUGUGCGCAGAGAAGAAUGCAGCGUCCCUGUCUGUGGCCAGGAGGGCCGUUCCACGGUGGAGAUGACUCCUCGAACUGGAGGUUCCAAGGGGAAUCUGUCACCUCCGCCGGAGCAGUGCGUCAGCGAACGUGGCCGGCUGUACCAGGGGAACCUGGCUGUGACAACAUUUGGGUCCCCCUGUCUGGCUUGGGACAGCUCGUCCGCCAAGGCCCUGAGCGAGCACCAGGAUUUCCGCCCGGAGGUGAAACUCGUGGAAAACUUCUGCCGCAACCCAGACGGGGAUGAGGAGGGCGUGUGGUGCUACGUUGCCGGGCGGCCGGGCGACUUUGAGUACUGCAGCCUCCACUACUGCGAGGAGCCUGUGGGAGAGGAGAGCCAGGACGGGGAGGAGCAGAUCGCAGGGCGCACCACAGACGGGGAGUUCCACACCUUCUUCAAUGAGAAGACCUUUGGCCUCGGGGAGGCAGACUGCGGCCUGCGGCCUUUGUUCGAGAAGAAGUCGCUGACAGACGAAACGGAGAAGGAGCUGUUUCUCUCUUACAUCCAAGGGCGUAUCGUGGACGGCUGGGACGCUGAGAAGGGUCUGGCCCCGUGGCAGGUGAUGCUUUUCCGGAAGAGUCCCCAAGAGCUGGUGUGUGGGGCCAGCCUUAUCAGUGACCGGUGGGUCCUCACUGCCGCCCACUGCAUUCUGUACCCGCCCUGGGACAAGAACCUCACUGAGAAUGACCUCCUGGUGCGCAUUGGCAAGCAUUCCCGGACCAGGUACGAGCGGAACAUUGAAAAGAUCUCCAUGCUGGAAAAGAUCUACAUCCAUCCCAGAUACAACUGGCGGGAGAACCUAGACCGUGACAUUGCUCUGCUGAAGCUCAAGAAGCCCGUGUCCUUCAGCGAUUAUAUUCGUCCCGUGUGCCUGCCGGACAAGCAGACAGUAGCCAGCUUGUUCCAGGCUGGGUAUAAAGGACGAGUGACGGGCUGGGGCAACCUUCGGGAGACGUGGAAAACAAGUGUCAGCGAGGUGCUGCCCAGCGUCCUGCAGGUGGUGAACCUGCCCAUCGUGGCGCAGCCAGUGUGCAGGGCCUCCACCCGGAUACGCAUUACUGACAACAUGUUCUGUGCUGGUUUCAGUGUGAAUGACACUAAGCGAGGAGAUGCUUGUGAAGGUGACAGUGGGGGUCCUUUUGUCAUGAAGAACCCCUCGAAUAACCGCUGGUAUCAAAUGGGCAUUGUCUCAUGGGGUGAAGGCUGUGACCGGAAUGGGAAAUAUGGCUUCUACACGCACGUGUUCCGCCUGAAAAGGUGGAUACAGAAAGUCAUUGAUCGAUAUGGAUAGACGUGUUUGUGUGGGCAGCACCCACAGUAUGGGAUCCUCAUUGCAAAAUCACAGAAACCAGUCAAAAUAUUUUUUUGUUUUUUUUUUUUUCUGUUCACAAUAAAAGUGACUGUCAGUAA